This is a messenger RNA of Culex pipiens pallens (northern house mosquito), 2245 nucleotides long. RefSeq names its product high mobility group protein DSP1 (gene Dsp1). The record is from RefSeq and is a predicted model, not a curated record. The transcript has 5 exons. Bases 585 to 2018 code for a protein of 477 amino acids. Gene Ontology annotation, cellular component: nucleus. Gene Ontology annotation, biological process: regulation of transcription by RNA polymerase II. Gene Ontology annotation, molecular function: DNA binding, bending. Lineage: Eukaryota; Metazoa; Arthropoda; Insecta; Diptera; Culicidae.
ACGAGUGUUUUUUUUUCGUGUUGUUGUUGUACUUCGCGCCUGCCAGCGUUCGUUCGUCCGUUCUGGGUGUAGCAAAAAAAAAAAGAGUAUAUUCUGUGUUUGCUCGCCUUUUAUUCGCGCGUUUAUUAUAAAUAAAUUUUGUGUCUCUGUGCCAUAUGUAUGCGUACAUGUAUCUGCGUGCAGUAAAGGGGGUCGAAUGCCGUGGAAAAUGUGUGCACAUAUUUGCGUGUGUUGAAGCAACUUGAAAUUUAUUGUUUGUUUUCUGAAAUAUCUAGUGUGAGAAGCGGAGCAAGGAAUUAGUACACACACGAUUGUGUGCGAUUGUUUUGAUUGGUUCCGGAAGGGAAGGAAGGAAGAAGACGAAGAAGCAGCAGAAGAAGUGGUGGAGAUUGUGAGAGUGUAUGGUUGAUGGAAGCCUACUAAGAUAAAGUGGAAUUGUGAGAGCAAACGAAAGUGUGAUUAACCAAAGGAUAUACGGCGUGUGCAGAGCAGGAUCGAAGGAGGCGAAAGUUGCUUAAUUUGUUCGGCAAGAAGCGCAGCAGGCAACCUCGAGGUAGAGGUUCCAGGAAAAGGAAACCAGAACCAUGUCGGAGCACCAUCGUGGUGCCUGGGGUACGCGGGAAGACGCCGUGUGGUGGCCCGGGGGUAUUUCGUCGACGGACCAGCAAACGAUCCAGCACCAUCAACAUCUACUUAACCAGCACCACCAGCAGCAACUGGCCCAGCAACAACUCCAGCAACACGUGCAACAGCAGCAGCAACAACAACAACAGCAACAGCAGCAACAACAACAGCAACAGUCACACAGUAACGAUGUUGCUCGAAGCAAUAGUACAACGUCGACGUCCGCCACGCAGCAGUUGUUCUCCUACAAGAUGGCCAACAGUUUUCAGAACCCGGUCACGAGUCUGUCCGGCGUCACGGUGUCCACCUCGAACAGCCCCUACGACUACCGUCUCGGGAUGAGCGCUGCGGCGGCGUCCGGCGUCGUGUCGAGGCCCGGCGAUCCGCCGACCAUGGCCAGCACAGCCCCGACGACCCAGUGGUGGUACCCCGGUGGACAGAACGCCAUCGACAACAGUCUGCAACAGCAGCAGCAACAACAACAGCAACAGCAGCAACAACAACAUCAGGUACAACAACAACAACAACAAAGCCAACAGCAACAGAGCCAACAUCACCAACAAGCUCAUAACCAACAGACCCAAUCGAAUCAAACACACGUGCAGCAGGCGCAAAACAAUGCGAUCCAGAGCAAAAUAGGCGGCGGCGGAGGGGGCGGAGGCGGCGGCAACCGGCCCGUCAAGGACAAUAAGCCAAGGGGGCGCAUGACAGCGUAUGCCUUUUUCGUACAAACCUGCCGCGAGGAGCACAAGAAGAAGCACCCGGAGGAGCAAGUCAUAUUCGCCGAGUUCUCGCGGAAGUGCGCCGAGCGGUGGAAGACGAUGCUGGACAAGGAAAAGCAGCGCUUCCACGAGAUGGCCGAGAAGGACAAGGCGCGGUACGAGCUGGAGAUGCAGAGUUACGUUCCACCGAAGGGCACCGUCGUCGGCAAGGGCAAGAAGCGGAAAGCGUUCAAGGACCCGAACGCGCCCAAGCGGUCACUCUCUGCGUUCUUCUGGUUCUGCCACGAGGAGCGAAACAAGGUUAAGGCACUGAACCCCGAGUACGGCGUCGGCGACAUCGCGAAGGAGCUCGGCCGGAAGUGGUCCGACAUGGACGCCGAGGUCAAGUCCCGGUACGAGCAGAUGGCGGAGAAGGACAAGGCGCGGUACGAGGCGGAAAUGACCGAGUACAAGCUAAAGUGCAAAAAUGAGCAGGGCGGCCAGGUGCAAGGCCAGGCGCUCAACCUCGGCGGUCUCCAGAACCUGCACGUGCAGCAGGCGGCAGCGGCCCAGCUGCAGGCCCAGGUCCAGCAGCAGCUGGCGGCCCAGGCAGCGGCAGCGGCUGCGGCGGCGGCGGCCCAUCACGCUGACGACGAUGACGAUGACGAGGGGGACGAGGAUGAUAACGAGUAAAAUCAAGCUUUCGAUUUGUAUUAUAAAUAUUUUCUUACGAUGAUAUUAAGUAACCGGCAACAACAGCAACAACAACAACAACAACAACAACAGCAGCAGCAGCAGCAACAACAGCAACAACAACCACUAGCGGCAGCAGGUCACUCUUCCCUGCUCGCCAGUCUGAUCAAUCAUCGUCGGCAGCAGCCCAAAAAUCAACAGCAACAGCCGCUGCCGCCGCCGCCGCC